UUUUUUGAGCUCAACUGCGGGGAAGGUGUGGGUGUCCACACCCCCACGGAUGCAAUGCCCAUGGGGCGAGCCACGUUCAUGGGUGGCACUGUGGGGUAAAACUGGAUUUUCAAAGAGAGCCCGGUUUUUGGGGUUGGCUGAUGAAGCGACACGCAGCACUGAGCUCGUAAAACCAGCACCACAUAGAUUUAUUCUGAAAGUAACACAGAAAGGAUGUGACGAAAUGUUAGGAAGAUUCAAGAUUUAAGUCAAUAAAAAUGCGUCGGGGGUUAUUUUACCUGGUGACUGAGCGGGCGCGUGACCGCAUGGUCAAGUACAGGCGUGUUAAAUGAUAAAUUAUAAAAGAAAUGGCAACACCAGUCAACAUCUAUCUGCAUAUCUGCCCGAGCUGAAGGUCAACUGAAUUCGAGCAGCACCUAAAUCUGGAUUUAUUCUCUAUUUCCAACAUUCCUCCGUCUGUUUGCAGACUUCUUCUGCCGCCCAAAUAGAAAGAGAGACAGGAGGAUGAUGCUCUGUGUCCUUCAUGUGAUCAUGUCUUCUGCGUUUUUCAACCCCAGUUUCGCCUUCAGCUCCCAUUUUGCUACAGGAAUUUGAAAACACCGAGGGAGAGGAGUACCAGGCAGACCUGUCCGCACUGGCCUUGCCGUCCUCCCAGAAUGGCCCCGAGGUUUACAUCCUGCCCCUCACUGAGGUCUCCCUGCCUGUCUCCAAACAGCCAGGCAGAUCAAGUAAGAAACAUCAACGGUCACAAAAACUACACACUACUUUUCACAGCAACAAUAACUGAUACAAACAUUUAUUUCUUCAAUAACUGCAAAAAGAGUCAAAUGAUUUGAUUCUGGAGCUUUAAGAACUUAAAAAAAUAAAUUAGACACAGCAUUUACUCAUAAUAAAAUGACUCUAGCCACCAUAUAUGUAUAUGUAUGUGGAUAUAACACACUAUAAAAUAAUACAUUGUUUUUCUAAAUAAAUGUACUGUGAUUGGCCAGCUGGGUUCCAGUGGAGUGCUGCUAGACCAUCAAUUUUGUUCAGCAAAUGUCGGUCUAGAUUAUAGGUUAUAAUGACACAGUAUCACAAACACCCAUAUUGAUUUGGUUCAUUCUAAUAUGCUCCACUUAUCCGACUGCAUGUUUCCUUCCUUGUCACCUGCUUGAAUUUUAUCAAGUCAUACUGCCUCAUAUAAAAAUGUGCAUUUGCAUGUGAGUGUGAGCCUCAUUCUGGGUGCUCAGCUUGUCUCAGCCUGUGUGACUCACAGGCUUGUCUGUGCUGCACGCACGGCUCUGCUAGAAUGGGGGUUAGCUGCUGCUCAGCAUCUCUGGAUGAGAGGGCCGAAAAUGAAUGGACAAGGCAGCCUGAGGUGUAAAGCCAUCACCAAGCUUGCCUCUGUCCCUCUUAGCAACGGCUGUGCGAUUGGUCCAAGUGUUGCUGGGUAAGACAGAUUGGGAAAGGAUUGCUUCCUUCCACUAAAUAAAACAGGAACAUUUAUGAUUUAUUUGAAUUAUUUUAUCUAUAAUGACAUUUUGCUCUACACAAAAUAUUUCAAAUAUAAAACUUUAUAUAUUUUAUUAUAGAUAUUUAGUUUGCAGAUUUUUAAUAAAUUAAUCUACAAGAAAAGCUCCAUGCACCCUUUGAACAAACUGGUCUAGGAAAUACUCCUACAGAAAAUGUGCUGUUGUAUAAUUGGUAGAUAAGCCAAUAAUAUGGUUUUAGAUGAGCCCAGCAUCAGUUCAACAUCUGGAUGAAUACACAAUAGUGUUUGUUGUUGAUCUGAUGAUCAUAUAUGUGCCUUUAAUUUUUUUUUGCAGCUAUCAAGUGAAGCUUUGCUACAGAGUUUGAAUACAUCAGUGUGAGUGUGUGAAGCCAUUGUGUUUAUUUCCCACCGAUCCUUCAUUGGACCAUUCCAUAUUCUGUCAGAAAUGCCAUUAACAAGACUGCACUCUCACACGAUCCACAUUAGGAAUAAUGCUGCAUUUUAAUUUCUGAGUCUUUGUCUGUCAGAAUGGGAGGAGGUCCAUGGGUUCAGGUGGUGAAAGUCUAUCACCGUGACAACCUCCGCCCAGCAUUCCAGUACAGAAUGGGCCUUGUGUGUGUCUACAUUGUCUAAUGAAGUGUGUGUUUCUGCAUGCAUUUGAGGCACUAGGUACCAGGAGACAAGACCUAAGCAUGCGAGUGGACGACAGCAACAAUGGCCUUGAUUUAAAGUGGGCUAGGCUAGUGGGGGAGCAUAAUGCUGAGCUGAAAUGUUUGAGGAACACACCAGCGGAGGACUGGCAUCUUGAGCCGAAUACAGUGAGGGGUCUGUGGCAGAAUGAUGAGAUGCGCGGUGGCCUAAGAAAAAGGAGGGAAACGCCUUUAUGGGGUGGCGAGUUUAGAUGACAAUGAUUUAUUUUAUUACUUAGGACAGAGCAACGUUUGUUUCAUGUUCGGCUAAGGAAUUCUGCUGUCCUGGGUGACAAGGAGACAUUAUGUGGACCUUAUGUCAUAACUAGGUCUACUACUUUCUUCUGCAAUUUGCUCUACUUGGUGUGUGUGUGUGUGUGUGUGUGUGUGUGUGUGUGUGUGUGUGUGUGUGUGUGUGUGUGUGUGUGUGCGUGUGUGUGUGUGUGUGUGUGUCUGCUCUGUCUUCUCCAUCCCCAGUGAGUCGUGGAGGAUGGCUGCUUAUACUGAGCCAGGAUUCUCUGGAGGUUUCUUCCUGUUAAAAGGGAGUUUUCCUCUCCACUGUCACUGCAUGCUUGCUUAGUAUGAGGAUUGCUGUAAAGACUCUGACACUAGUCAGUGACUCGAUGCAACCUACUGGGUUCCUUAAAUAGGAAACUUUUUACUGAUUGGCUUAAUGAACUGACCUGUAUUGGAAUGUUAACUAUGUGAAGUGCCUUGAGACGGCUCUUGUUGUGAUUUGGCGCUUUAUAAAUAAACUUGAAUUGAAAAGGUUGAAGCUGCAGAUAGAGCUGGAGUGUCAAAAGACAUACUGUCAACAUGUGUGCUGGUCGCAGCAGGCAUGUGUGUUAAAAAAUCUUUGCAUCCACAGCUCAUAUGCUGAGCCACUGGCAGAUAACUUUGUCUUCCAUUUACUGGUGACUUGAGUUUAGUCCAUUGAGGAACUGGGAAUUUCAGUCAGCUGAACAGCUGGAAGGCCCUUGAGGCGGACAGUAUGGGUGUUUGUGUGUGUCCCAGUAGGAGGAUGAGCUCGGCGCAGAUGGGGAGAGGCUUGUUCAGCUGUGCGAGGGCUCGGUGGGUUAAAUCCAUGCCGGGGCGCUCCCUCUCUAUCUCUCAUGCACAAUGAGUUUGCGAAGCCUGGGGCUGGAGCAGGAGCCAUGGGCUUUUGGUUCCCACACAGAGCCUGGGGUUUACCAGGGUCUUGGACUCAGUCCCUGUUAUGGCGGUGAUGGUGGUUAUCCGCUCGACUUUAUCAUCAUCAUCAUCUGGUCUAUCUCCAUCAACAUAAGUGAUGAAGAUUCAUGGAGUGCAGCUGCAGAAAUCGUCAGACAUUGGCCGUCACAGUCUGGUGUAUCUAGGAGAGAUUGGACAUGGCUGGUUUGGAAGGGUUGUGUUGGCUGAGGUCAGCACGGGCGUCCCCACCACCAAGGUAGUGGUGAAGGAACUGAAUGCCAGUGCCAGCAUUCAGGACCAGAUCAAAUUUCUGGAAGAGGCGCAGCCAUAUUGGACUCUCCAGCAUCCCGCUCUCCUGCAGUGCCUUGCUCAGUGUUCAGAGGUCACUCCGUAUCUGCUGGUCAUGGAGUUUUGCCCUCUGGGUGAUCUCAAAAAUUACCUCUGCAGUUGUCAGGCGACUGAUUCUGAGACUCCUGAUACUUUGAUCCUCCAGAAGAUGGCGUGUGACAUAGCUUCAGGGCUCCAUCACCUUCACAAAUACAACUUCAUUCACAGUGACCUGGCAUUGCGAAACUGUCUGCUAACAUCAGAAAUGUCUGUCAAGAUUGGGGACUAUUCCCUUUCCCACAGCCGAUACAAGGGUGACUACUACAUAACACAAGACCAGAUUUGGGUGCCUCUGCGCUGGAUUGCUCCAGAACUCAUUGAUGAGGUCCAUGGAAACCUGCUGGUUGUUGAUCAAACCAAGAGUAGUAAUAUUUGGUCAUUAGGUGUGACCUUCUGGGAACUGUUUGAGCUGGGAAACCAGCCAUACAGACAAUACUCUGACAGACAAGUGCUGACUCAUGCUGUGAAGGAACAGCAGCUCAAACUCCCCAAACCCCAACUCCAGCUUCCUUUGGAUGACCACUGGUAUGAGGUUAUGCAGUUUUGCUGGCUGCAGCCGGAGCUCAGACCCAGCAGUGAAGAAGUACACCUUCUGGUCACACACUUGUGUGGCAAAUGCUCUACUGAAGUCAAGGAAGACUUUACGCAACACUGGAAUACCUUGAGGCCAAACUUGCUUGUCAGCACAUUGCAUACAGCUUCAUCCAAAGCCCUGGUUCUGACCCCCACACCCACCUCAGCUGACCUCUCCAGUGCAGAGCAAACUCAGGCAGUAGAGCUGGCCUCCUCUGCUCCAUCCUGCUUCCCUCUCCUGGAGCACUUCUCAGACAGCUUUCACUCUGACACGGGGGAUGACCUACUGACCGUCACAGAGACAAGCCAUGGUCUCAAAUUUGAGUACAAAUGGGAGCAGGCUCGUUCUGAACAGCCAUACUGCACCUCUUCUGCAAGUGCGCCACUUGGCCAGGAGAACACACAUUACCAAGAUAUAUAUUAUUCAAAUGCAGGAAGACCCACAAGGGGCGGCAAGACUAUCAGUCUGACUUUAAAUAUGUCCCCACCCUAUUAUGAACCUGAACAUGUAAGCGUUGUCCCAGUGCUGAGCGCCCACAGCCCCUCAGUGAGCAGUGAGUACUACAUUCGUAUAGAAGAACCAGUCCUGAGUAACAUUAAGCUGGAUGAUGGGGUUGGAGGCUACAGCUCCCGACUGGAAACCACUAAGGCAGAGCCUUGCGUUUACUGGUCCACUGCUGACAACACAUCAAUUGACUCUGACUCCAGUCCCACCCUCCAAAAAACCAUGCAGCUACUACUGAGCCAUUCAUCAAGUAACAGUCCUGUAGAGUUUGGCCACUUGCACAAUGACCCCCUAACUGAACGCAGUAAACCAGACUACUGCAAACAUUCAGCAGAAUGCAAGACACACAAGUUGUCCUGCUCACCUGAUCUGGAGACUUCAUUAGAGUCACAAACACACCUUUUGCAUCCACAGUGCAAAUUGGAAAACCAACACAAUUUAUCCCGAACUAUCAGCAGCCCCAGUUUAGGGUUCUGUGAUCCUUACCUUGAAAAAAACUUAGUUAAGGAAAGCUGCCAUAGUAAGGCAGGUAAUCUCAGAAACACCCUUCCUAUUGUUAACCCUGGUAAGAAAGAUGCAGAAACGGGUGGUUCCCUACUGUCGGGUCGAUGGAGAAGUGGUGAGAUUAUGAAUGACUUGUUUUCUGAUGGAGAGGCCACAAACUGGAUCUCAAACCACUCAGCAAACAACAACAGCCUGAGCUGUGAGUGCAGGCAGAGAGGCAAUGAAAAGGACACUUAUCUGAAUGCUACAGAUUUAUGGUCUUUAACCAAGGCCACCACGAGAACCUUCGGAAGCUCUAAACUUUGCGGCAGCACUGAGGGCAGUGGUGGCAACUCUGAUUGGAGCCCGUCUUUGGAGCCUGUUAGUUCUGGCUUAUACUUUCACUUGUGCCAAAAAGAAAAAGCUGCAACUCAAAGAGACACGUGUGCAAACUUCGAUUACUUGCAAAGCACCAACCUUCUCCCCAAUGUUACCGAGGUUGGAAACAUGGAAGGUAACUAUGAAAGGCAGUUGGUGGCCAACCGAGAGAGUGACUACAGUGAAGCUGAUGAUGACAUCUCAGAUAUUACAUCAGGAGUUUUUACUGACUUUAAUCUUGACUUGAGCGAGGCCGAGGAAGAAGAUUUUAGCCCAACGAAAACUCAAGAGAAGGUUCCUGAAUCUGUGGAUGCUAUUAAUCUAUUUUCAUCAGCGGCAAGCUCCUGUGACCAGGCCUUCAGUCCCGAUGCCUUCAAUAACCCUAUCUUGCCAAAAUCUCUGGAUAGUGGCUAUGACACAGAAAACAAUGAAUCUCCAUUGUUUAUCUUCAAAGAGCUUGGAGAUUCCCCGAGUGUUGAGAAUUGCCCGAGGCUUGGUGGAGAAUCGGAAAUUGCUCUGCAGGUUGGUUUGGGGCAGGGAGUCUGCACUUCCGCAAGCACCUUGGAUGUGCAUGUAAGAAACCUGCUUAACAAGAUACCGUACAGGGCCUCCGCUUACUUCUCUGACUAUGAUGCAGAGAACGAGAGGAGUCCCAUAGAGGAAGACCGUAAGUUCCUCAUGGGUUCAGGUGACCAUCAUUGGCCUGCUAUUUUGAGCUAUGUUGUAAAUGGUUCUGUUGAAAGAAAAGUCAAGAACGAGAACAGUUUUUCAAAUCUGAAGCACAUUCAAAGUCGUGUUUUGGCGAAUCUCUCAGAAGCUGAUCCUAAUUUACCUCACAUUUUCUUCACCCCUGGGUUGUCCAUGCUGUCACCGUUUCCUCCACAGAUGGGUGGGUGCCUGACCAAAGAGUCUGCCCCGGCAGAAGAUGAUCCUGGUUUGGAGACGGAGCAUUCAGCAGAAGAGCCUGCAUCAGAGCUUAGCUCCUCCUCUGGGUCAGAAUCCUCCAUGGCUGUCAAACAAGACUCUUCCAAAAAUGAAAAAAGGAGCAGGGGAGCAGAAGGCUGCUCCUCCGCUCAUUCACUGGAGUGUGGUUGCAACAUAAAGGACUGUAGAGAGGACCCCUGUCAAGAAAAUGAAAAUGGCGGUGGAUCCCCUGAAGAUGAAGAAGUGAAUGAUUACAGCCAUGUCCAAAAAGACCUAGAGGACACAACAGAGCGUGUGAGAAUCAAUGAGGAAGAGUUUGAGGACAUAGAUGCAGAUGAGAAUGAUAGCUUAUGUGAAGAAUCUAAUAUUCCUCAAAAACUUCCCAAUUCUUCGCCACCAUUGGAACUUUGUGGCGAAGAUGUAAGAGCUCCGCUCGAAGAGGCAGAGGAUGAAGAUGAUUCAGACGAAAGUGAGUCUGAUGAGGAUCUGAGAACGUAUAAGGUCCAAGAAGACAGCGAGGAGAGUGAGGAGGAUUUCACCACAGUGCCAGUUGUAGUAAGUGACUGCAGCAGGGCGAGGAACCUCCGCGGCCUUCUGAAGACGCCCACCCUGCUUACCCAUUCCUUCUGUGAUGAGUUGGAGAGGAAGAAAAAGGCUGUGUCCUUUUUUGAUGAUGUCACAGUGUUCUUUUUUGACCAGGUAUGUAACGACAUGUUAAAAUUUUACAAACUCUUGAAUCAGUUUAUAUACCUCUCGAUGAUUUUCAGGAAAGCCCCACAGGAGAGUUGGCGGAGAAUUCAUUCUCCACAGAAAGAGAGCCCAGUGAGGAGGAACCUUCAGACUCUGAGCUCAAAGCUGAGUCCUGUGACACUCACUGUGUUUCGAACCAAACAGACGGAAACAACUCUGAAAACGGUGGGAGUUAUAAAUGGGAAGAUAACCACUCCAUUGAGUUCUGUCCAUCCUCACUUCCAACCACCCGGGACCCAGAAUCCUCUCCCACCUUUGUCCUCCACGCAGGUGAAGUUCCCAAACCUAUCUCUGUGCCACUCAACCGUGCCACGGUCUCACGCUUCUCCAUCACACACGUGUCUGACACCAAUGUGGGCCCAGAAACAGGAAACAACGAAGAUAAUCCAGACGAACGAGAAGCCAGUUAAAUUAUUUCUCAACACGGAGAACCCUCGUCAUUCUAAAUGAUUUAUAGUUUUAUUUUUUUAUUAUCGUUUGCCACAUCUGCCCUAGUGACCCUUUAUGAGACAGUGCCUCAUAUUUUUGUCCUGAAUGAUUUUCACCCACUUUUUUUUACUUUCACAGAGAAAGGGGGGAAACAGCAAGAUCAUCAACCUCAGAAAGCUCAGUUAUGUUUGCAAAAAUGGAAUGUGAUGUUUUGCACCAGUCUCUCUGAAGAACUAUGCAGUUCUUUUUUCAGAUGUAAAAUUAUUUGCGGUAUUUCAGGCAACUUAAGACAUUCAUCAAUCAUACAUUUUGAUGGUUAAACUUAGAGGUGCUUCACUGAACAAAAUUUCUUGAUGAUUUCUGAUCGAGUUUUUCAUGCAGGCUGAACAUGAAAACUGUCCUCUACACCUGUCUCCUGCAACACGUUCUGACAGAAAAUAGACGGUGAGACAGUGAAAUACACUGACAGCUCUACAUCACAUAACCUUCACAGACUCCCCAGUCCUGACUCACAACAGGUAAUGCUAUCGUUAACAUCCAGGAAUGUAAAAGCUAAAAUUCCUCCAGGCUUGUGUUAUUUAUGGAAAAAAAACAUCCACAUUGGAAGUCAGUGGUAGAGCGGUGUUGCCGUUAUCCAAUCUGGGGCGAGAUGUCCAAAUAUCAGGAAAUAUCAGGCCCGCAGAGCGGCAGCACUUGUCGGUGCUGAAACCAGGAAUUGUGGGCUUUUUUGCCCUGAGUAUGGCUUGCAAGGCAUCAAUUCAUACCGGAGACCACUGCAAACAUAUUGAUUAAACAAGUUUCCCUCUUUAAUUUGUGCCAUAAAUUCAAGUCAUUUAUUAAUCACAUUGAUUCUCUGUGUUACUUGGAUACAGGAAAUUUAAUCACCACGAAUCUUGGUUUACAGUGUACUUAUUUGUUGUCUAUCCUGGGUAAAAAAAAAGCUGCUUGUGUUCAUGCUGUUAGCGUGUUAGUUUGUCAAAUUAAAAUGUUUUGACAAAAUUUACUCAGCAGAAUGCCUUAACUUAUAAGUCACACAUGUUGAAUGUCAUUUAUCUUUAUGCAUCCAAAAGCACUUCAUAUACAAUGUAUUUUACAUGUGAUGAAGGCUCAAGCCGGAAAUGUAUGGACUACAAAAUGUAUAGAAAAGAAAAGGCAAAUUGUAUGAAUCUUCUAUCAACAUGUAGCAGGUAGCUCGACUUGAAUUCCUUCUGCUGUAGACACACCUUCCUUUCUCUAUAGUUCUGUAGCUCUGAUUGCGAAUGCCUUUCCUUCUCACCUUGCCCUUUAUGUUGCACAAGACAAGAAAAUAUUGUUGGCAUUUUUUGUGAGCAUUUUGAACCAACCCAGGAUGGCCAUCUCUGAAGAUUGCCUAAGAAUUACAGAGAAGCCUGUUGGUUUGAGCGGCAGAUGCCUUCGGAGAAGCUGAGAUGGUACUUAUGACAUCAUUUCUUUUUCCAUUCACUGUUGUACUAUCCAACCCUCCCAACAGUAAAUAAAUCAAAGUAUCUUUUC
Nothobranchius furzeri (turquoise killifish) is the source of this 9271-nucleotide messenger RNA. NCBI's taxonomy places the organism in Eukaryota, Metazoa, Chordata, Actinopteri, Cyprinodontiformes, Nothobranchiidae. The record is from RefSeq and is a predicted model, not a curated record.